AUGUUUUUCCCUCUGGCGGGGUUACGUCACACACGGAGAACGCAUCACGGACCGCGGGUGCUGCCGGGAUAUGUAGUUGUGGACCACAAGGAAUGCGCCGGCGAUAAAAUCGAGGGUUGCUUUGGGCGACGUCACGUGUUCCGGAUUUGCGCGCGUUUCAAUGGCUGCUUGUUGAUGUGCGACGACACUGACUUCAAGAAGGAAAAAAAAAACAUGCUUCCACAGAAGAAAUUGAGGAAAAGAACAAUCAGUUCAGAUGGAAAUUCUGAAGACAGUGUCAACUCUUCUCCAAAACCAAGCCUCAAGAGGAAGGCUUCUUCCUCUGUGGAGGCUUCGAAGGAGACGAGCACCAAGCAGUACUCUCGUUGGAUCCUGAAAUCUGAACCACAGAGCCGCUUUGAGAAGGGCAGUGACAUCAAGUUUGGGAUCGAGGACUUGAAGGCUUUGCCCAAUCAAACCAGCUGCUGGGACGGCGUUCGAAACUAUCAGGCACGGAACUUCAUGCGUCAAAUGAAAGAGGGACAAUUGGGGUUCUUCUACCACAGCAGCUGCAAGGAACCCGGAAUAGUAGCAAUCGUAAAAAUAGUGAAGGAAGCGUACGUGGACCACACACAGUUUGACACAAAUGAUGCUUAUUUUGAUGCAACAAGCAGAGAAGAAAAUCCCAAAUGGAGCAUGUUAAUUGGUACCAGACCCACCCACAAAAAUUGGAAAAACCGCGAGGUGGAUGUGCAGUACCAAAGAAUGCUGAAGCGUUUUCUUCCUCUGGCUGAGCUCAAACAGUACCACAUCCAGCACCGAACCGACGGGGGCCCUCUGAAGGACGUCAUGCUCUUCACCAGGAUGAGGCUGUCGGUGCAGCCUCUCACCAGCGCACAAUUUGACUUUAUUCUGAACUUGGAGGAUCAAGAACCGCUCUGACUGCUCUGAUGGGGUGAAAGCUUGUUUAUAUACGCAGUAUAUCAUGGAGAUAUUUGUUUAUUGUAAAAUGUUUGGUGUGAAAGGAUAAAGCUACGAUGAAAGAAAAACUUGA
Messenger RNA from Syngnathoides biaculeatus (alligator pipefish), 1033 nucleotides. RefSeq names its product thymocyte nuclear protein 1 (gene thyn1). Lineage: Eukaryota; Metazoa; Chordata; Actinopteri; Syngnathiformes; Syngnathidae. The transcript has 9 exons. Gene Ontology annotation, cellular component: nucleus. The record is from RefSeq and is a predicted model, not a curated record. The coding region runs from base 1 to 921 and encodes 306 amino acids.